This is a messenger RNA of Cokeromyces recurvatus, 676 nucleotides long. RefSeq names its product HotDog domain-containing protein. Gene Ontology annotation, molecular function: fatty acyl-CoA hydrolase activity. The coding region runs from base 18 to 479 and encodes 153 amino acids. The transcript has 7 exons. The record is from RefSeq and is a predicted model, not a curated record. Lineage: Eukaryota; Fungi; Mucoromycota; Mucoromycetes; Mucorales; Mucoraceae.
UUUUGUUUACUUUAAUAAUGAUUCCUUCCAUUGCGACAAGAUCACCAAAAUUUGUACAAAAAGUACUAGAUAGUUUUAUGUCUGUAGGCGGAUAUGACUCUCUUGUAUUGUCAGGGCUUAAAAUAUUACAUAGUGAAAAUGGCAAACUUUCUGCUGAAUUUCAAGUAGAAAAUAAACACUUGAAUAGACUUGGAACAGUUCAUGGUGGUUUGUUAGCAACUGCUGUUGACGUUGCAGGUUCAUUGGCAAUUGCAACAAAGGGCUUAUAUGCUACAGGUAUAAGCACUGAUAUUAAUAUUAGUUAUAUACAAAGUGCAAAACGUGGUGAAACAAUUACUAUUGAAGCUCGUGUUGAUAAAUUAGGAAAAACUUUAGCAUUCACAACUGUAGAAAUGUAUUGUGAGGGUCGCUUAGUCGCACUAGGCAGGCAUAAUAAGUUUGUAGCUAAAGCAUACCAACAUCCUGAAAAUAUUCUAUGAGCAUAUGCAGGAUAAGGACUAACAGCAUGACUUGUUGACUUCUUUACUAGUAGUUUUUAAUAAUUAAAGCAAAAUUGCAAUUGACUCGAAAUCAUAUUUAUUACAUAAUGGUUAUAUCUUAAAAAAAAAAAAAAAAAAGCGCGCUACGUGUAUUUAACUUCCGUAAUUUGAUGCCAGAAACGCGUUUUUUUUUUUUU